AUGAAUUUCAAGGAAAAAGUGAGAGGUAGUAUGAAAAGCCGAGGAGAGAUUAUUAAGAACCUCGAAUCUCAAGUAGGGCAUCUUUCACAGCAGAUUUCGAAGUCCACUGAUAGUUUUCCAAGUGACAAUGAGAAAAAUCCAAGAGGGAAAAUGAAGAAGGUGAGAUGGGAAGAGUGUAAGGCAGUUACUCUUGCAAAUGAAGAAAUCCUGGAAGAAGAUACCAGCAAGCCAACAGAGCACAGCCAAGGAAGUUCCCAGGGCAACUUGGAGAAAAAAGAACAAGGAAAUGGAUCUGUACAGAGGAAAGAACCAACAAGGAAGGAAAUGCUAAAACCUUAUGUGCCAAGGGCACCAUUUCCCCAGAGACUCAUGGGAGGUGAGAAAGAAAAUUCAUACUUAAGAUUCCUAGUCAUGUUUGCAUCUCUCAGUGUCAACAUUCCCUUUAUCAAAACCCUCCAACAGAUGCCUACAUACAUCAAGUGCGUGAAAGAGUUGCUGACCAAGAAAGGAACCUUGAAAGGGGGACAAACAGUGAUGAUGAACAAGGAAUGUAGUGCCCUCAUCAAGAAGGACUUACCUCUGAAGAAAAAAGAUCCGGGGAGCUUUCAUAUCCCCUGUGCCAUAGGAGAUACAAGAAUUAACAGAGGAUUCUGUGAUCUAGGAGCUAGCAUAAAUGUGAUGCCUCUAUCUCUCAUGAAGAGGUUGCAAAUCAAUGAACUGAGAUCCACAGAUGUAUUCAUCCAAUUGGCUGAUAAGACGUAG
Molecule: messenger RNA, 762 nt
Organism: Arachis ipaensis
Lineage: Eukaryota; Viridiplantae; Streptophyta; Magnoliopsida; Fabales; Fabaceae
Source: RefSeq, a predicted model, not a curated record